This is a messenger RNA of Papaver somniferum (opium poppy), 1091 nucleotides long. RefSeq lists its product as uncharacterized. The coding region runs from base 210 to 902 and encodes 230 amino acids. The transcript is spliced from 6 exons. The record is from RefSeq and is a predicted model, not a curated record. Lineage: Eukaryota; Viridiplantae; Streptophyta; Magnoliopsida; Ranunculales; Papaveraceae.
CCCGUCUCCCAGUGCUGUCGUCCAUAAAGUAUCCACUUUUUAGUAAAAAGUACUCCACUUUCCAACCACGAGUCAACCCGACUCAUUUUAUCCUAUGGUCAAAUAAUAAACACGUUAUUCAAACUCAUUCAUAACCGAGUUGAUCACAAAAGUGAAGUCAGAGACGGCGACAGUGAGAAGAACUGAACAGAAAUUACAGAACUUCAGAAAUGGCAUCCAUGGUUUCAUCCUCCCCAUUAAAAUCCAGCAAUAAAAAUUAUACCUACACUCAUUUCUACAACAACAACCCAAGUUCCAACAAAGGGUCUUCACGAAUUUCCUACAUCAUCUUUUCUAAUCAAGAAAUCAAUGAAGAACCAAACAAGCAAUUGGGUCGUAGAGAAAUUAUAUUGAGGACAAGUGAGAUUGCUGUACUUGGAGCAAUCUUCCAUUUCGGUGGUAAAAAGCCUAACUAUUUGGGUGUACAGAAUAAUCCACAUGCAUUAGCACUUUGUCCAGCUACUAAUAAUUGUAUUUCUACUUCUGAAGAUGUUACUGAUCUUACUCAUUAUGCACCACCAUGGAGUUAUAAUCCUGAAAAUGGAAGAGGGAGGAAAAAACCUGUCAGUAGAGAAGAGGCGAUGAACGAGCUCAUCCUAGUGAUAAAGUCGAAGAAACCAGAUAAUUUCACACCACGGAUCGUGGAGAAGAAAGAUGAUUAUAUACGCGUAGAGUAUGAGAGCCCAAUCAUGGGGUUUGUUGAUGAUGUGGAGUUUUGGUUCCCGCCUGGCAAGAACUCAACGGUUGAAUAUCGAUCUGCUUCUCGGUUCGGAAACUUUGAUUUCGAAGUUAACAAGAAAAGAAUCAAGGCACUUAGGGUGGAAUUGGAGAAGAAAGGAUGGGCAUCUGUGGGAACCUUCUAAGAAACUAUACUUCCAAGGGCAGCAGUGAAAAUUACAGUUCACAGGGACACAUGGUCUUCUCUACAACAUCGUUUCUAGGUUGAGAAGUGAGUUUGGACAAAACUCCUUUGGCUACCCGCUAUCAGUUGUGUAUUCACGUACCAAAAAUUAUUCAAUAAAAAUAAAAACAGUUAUUUAUUUGUUUUGGUA